UUCUCGGAGGCCGCCGCGGCGCGCAGCGGCAGAGCACGAAGGCAACCCAGAACAAGCGCCCAACCACUUUGACAGAGUCCGCCUCGCCUCACGUCACCCCCGGAUCCUCUACAUCUCAGACUGGCAUCUCGUGGCUAGCGAGCCGCGUGAUCUGGCCGCAGAGGAUCCCACCUCUCCACCACGCGAAGCCGCCUCGCCUCGCCUCUCACCUUGAAAUACGGAGGCCGUUCGCAGACGCUCCCCUCCAGCUCGUCUCUCUCUCUCUACCCCCACUCCUCGUGUCUCGUCUCGAGCUCCUCUCGCCGUCGUCGUCGGCCAAGAAACACAGCAAGAAGCGCGUGUUCCAGGAAGCGGUGAUCGCCAUGUCGUCAUCGUUGCCGCCGGCGGGUGCGCAGCAGGUGUUACCCUCUGCGGCAGCGUUGCCGGGCGCGGGGCAGCAGCAGCUGGCCAUCAGCAACGGGGUCCUGCUCGCGGCGGUCAUCUUCCUCUUCAUGGUCGUUGUCUUCGUCUUCCUGCUCUACCUCUACGCGAAGCGCUACCUCGGCGCCAACCCGCUCCUCGCGCCGUCCACACCCUCCUCGCGGUUCCUCUUCGUCGAUGCGUCCCCGAUCCCGAGCCGCGGGCUCCCGGCAUCCGUCCUGCAAUCGCUCCCCAUUAGUGUGUACGGCGGCGCCGCUGCCGACGGCGGCAAGGAGGCGCUCGAGUGCGCGGUGUGCCUGUCCGAGGUGGCCGACGGCGAGAAGGUGCGGGCGCUUCCCAAGUGUGGCCACGGGUUCCACGUCGAGUGCAUCGACAUGUGGUUCCACUCGCACGACACGUGCCCGCUCUGCCGAGCGCCCGUCGGCGCCGCCGCGGGGCUGCCGCGCGUGCCGCGGGAGGAGCCCACGAUAGAGUUCCCCGUGUUCCCCACCAACGUGCUCUUCUGGGGAACCCACGACGAGGUCACCAACGCCGGACUCGCGAUGCCGCCGCCGCCCCCGCCCAUCGCCGCCGCCUCCACGAGCUCCUCGGGAUCCGGCCUCAGGAAGGAGAACCUGGUUAUCGACAUCCCAACGCGUCCCGUGGCCGUGAACUCGCCCCUAACGUGGUCCUCUCCCACGACACCGCUGCCGGCGAGCAGGAUGCCCGGAGGUGCGGACGAGAUGAGGUCGCCGGUGUCCGCCCGGCUGCGGUCGCUGCGCCGGCUACUGAGCAGGGGCAAGCAGGCCGUGGUGGGCACGUCCUACAGCCCCCGUGGCGCCGGCGACAUCGAGCAGGGGUUCGCUGGAGCUGAGGCCGCCCGCCCGCCCAAGACGCCCAAGACGCCGCCGUCGGCGAACUGAUUCACUCUUCACAGCUCCGCGAUGCAUUUGGCUCGCCUCGUACGCCGAUCACCGGAGCGUGCACAUGUGUUCAUUCUUUCUUUCCACUUCUUUUCUUUCUGGUUUGACCAAAAUUGAAUUUUGGCAGAAAAAUUCUGAUGUAAAGUGUGAACAGUGGAAAACAUUGGUGUUGAUUGGUUCGUGGUUUUGGGGGAUAAAUGAAAACGAAUUCGUUUUCAUGUUCAGAA
This is a messenger RNA of Phragmites australis (common reed), 1549 nucleotides long. Its product is annotated as RING-H2 finger protein ATL3-like. The transcript has a single exon. Bases 363 to 1322 code for a protein of 319 amino acids. NCBI's taxonomy places the organism in Eukaryota, Viridiplantae, Streptophyta, Magnoliopsida, Poales, Poaceae. The record is from RefSeq and is a predicted model, not a curated record.